UAUUUCAUUUAGCUGCUAAUCAACAAUGGAAAAACAGAAAGAUGAAAAAUCUGGCAAUGAGAAAUUACGCCAAAUGAGCUGCGAGUUUAAUUCGUUGUCUCGUUGCGAUGGCUCUGUUAUGUAUAGCCAAGGCGCCACAAUUGUUAUUGCCGCAGUAAUUGGACCCGUUGAGACGAAAACACAGAAUCUGUGCAUAGAUGGCAGCUACUUGGAGUGCAAUUAUAGGCCCAAGGCUGGACUGCCGCAGGUGAAGGAGCGCAUAAGAGAAGCGGCCAUACGAGAUGUGCUAGAACUGGCGCUACUAAGUGAAUCGUAUCCCCGUUCAAAAAUGUCCGUACAGGUGCAGGAACUAGAGGAUCGUGGCAGUAUGGACGCGUGUGCUCUGAAUGCUUCUUGUUUGGCUAUGUUAAUUGGCGGCCUGCCCAUGAAAUACAGUUUCGCAGCGGUGCAUUGCAUUAUCAAUGAAAAGGGUGAGAUCGUGCUCGAUCCAGAUCUAAGCGAGAUGCAGCAUCAGCGUGCUAGCUUUACAUUUGCCUUUGACUCAGUGGAGGGUAACUUGUUGCUGAUACAAACAAAGGGUUCGUUCAAAAUUGCAGAAUUCAAUGAUAUCGAAUGCCUAUGUCGCGCGGCCAGUGCGCAGAUCUUUGAGUUCUACCGCAGUCAUUUAGCCAAUUACCAUGGCAGAGCUUCAAAAGAGACCGCGACGACCCCCAUGGAGGAAACGUGAUAUGCAUUAAAGAAUGAAAAAAUUGCUGAUACGAAAUUAAAGCUCGUAUUAUUUUUGUUUAAUGUCAA
This is a messenger RNA of Scaptodrosophila lebanonensis, 795 nucleotides long. It is a transcript of the gene Rrp46, whose product is annotated as exosome complex component RRP46. NCBI's taxonomy places the organism in Eukaryota, Metazoa, Arthropoda, Insecta, Diptera, Drosophilidae. Gene Ontology annotation, biological process: rRNA catabolic process; nuclear mRNA surveillance; U4 snRNA 3'-end processing. Bases 26 to 727 code for a protein of 233 amino acids. The record is from RefSeq and is a predicted model, not a curated record. The transcript has 3 exons. Gene Ontology annotation, cellular component: nucleolus; cytoplasmic exosome (RNase complex); nuclear exosome (RNase complex).